Messenger RNA from Hirsutella rhossiliensis, 2658 nucleotides. RefSeq names its product ATP-dependent DNA helicase PIF1. Lineage: Eukaryota; Fungi; Ascomycota; Sordariomycetes; Hypocreales; Ophiocordycipitaceae. The transcript has 7 exons. The coding region runs from base 1 to 2658 and encodes 885 amino acids. The record is from RefSeq and is a predicted model, not a curated record.
AUGGGAGAAAACGCGGACGGCGCACGUUGUGCCGCCCACGGAGCGCGCCAUGGACGACGAGGGUCGGUGGAGAUCGAGGAACUCUUCGCUCUGCUCAACCAAAGGCAGGAAACGGGAGGCGAGGCUGAAGGGCACGGGCCCAACGAAGAAGGCGCGGGUCGUGAUGGAGUUGGUGCUAGCCCCGAUCAGAACGUUCGACCAAUCAACGAGGUGACGUCUUCCGGCAUGUUUGGGCUGGACGGACCGCCAGACGUGGCGGAUGUCGAGAAGCUGCGGUUUGCCUGUGACGCUGUUGGCGCAGGUGCCGACGACGGCCGCGCGGGCCCGAGCGUGGGUCGGAUCCUCGGUGGGGUCGAGGGCGUGGCGACGAUGGCAGUGAGCCAUACAUUCGAGUCUCGCGGGGAUGAGUUUGCCGACUCCUUUGAGACGUCCUUCUUCGCCAGAACGUUCCCGACCCUGUUCCCAUUUGGCGUUGGGGACCAAGGGGCGGCAGCGGGAGACAUCGUAUCCUCCCGAAGCUUGAACCUCCGGAUUUGGGCCGACAUCGUGCUCCGGCGCCAUGGUGGCCGGUUUGCGUUGCACCACAUAUUUGCAUUUCUCGUCUUCAACAUGGGGGUGCGGUCGAGGAACCGCCGCGUCAGCAUGCUGAGUGUGGCGAGGAAGGACUUCGGCAAGGUCGAGCGCGUUGCCCGCUCGAUGACCGCGCAAAGGUUAGCGGCGGCGAGGGUCGAGUUGGAGAGCUCGGGCAAGACGACCGAUGAGGGCGUGAAGGAGCUUCUCAGGAGCCUCUCGCUGUACGGCCACCGGCAACCCAUGUCGAGAGAGGUUCGGCUCAAUAUGCGGCGGAAAAUCCAGUCGCUCAUCGUUGGCUACGGCGUUCCGGCCAUCUGGUUCACCAUCAACCCAAACGACAUUACGAACCCGGUGAAGCUGCGACUGGCGGCAUAUCGGACACGCGAUCCCGGCGCGGCCGAGGAGUUCCUAGAAGGCCUUGGGAGUGCGUACAAGCGGACAAGGCUGGCCAUGUCCGAUCCGAUGAGCGCCGCCGUAUUCUUCCACCGGGAGAUGAAGCUGUUCUUCGAUCAUUACGUGAAGGUCGGAGAAGACUCGAUGCUUGCCGACAUCCACGGGGAGGAUCAGGCGGCGUAUCGCGAGCGAAUCAUACGAUACGUCGAUAGUGUCUUCUCCGAGGAUCUGGAUCAGGAAGGGUUCUGCGCCGUGCAAGCGGAGCGAUCUGUGACGUCCGAUAUUUCCUCCCUGCUGGACAACACCGAGCAGUUUUCGGCCGCAUUUGACGAGGAGGCCAACUUCUGUGCCGGCGCUACACAGGUUCACACGCAUAGCCCGACCUGUGUCAACGCCUGGGCGUACCUGAACACAUCUCUGCUGUACUGGGAAGUCUUUCGACGGUGGCCGUAUCUCCGACGAGCAAGUGGCGCGGCGGCCAUAGAUGAUACUCUGGAUGAGUCGGUGCUCAGGCGGCCGGGCAAGCAUGCUACCGUCUGCCUCGAUGGCUACCUGAGCAAGGACUUCGGCCACAACGACGACGAGGAGUCGUGCCACCGGAGGGCAGCCGUGCAGCAUCUUGCGCUAUUUGUGCCGUGGGAGUCCUUUCUGUGCGAAGAAACAGGUGAGAUCAAUAGCAUCUGGGAGCGGGCGCGAGAGGCGCUGGCCCCGAGAAUAUCAUGUCUCGUCGACAACGUGCAGCUGCUUCGACGAUCAGCCGAAGACGCAAAGCGCGACGCCAAGCAAUGGGCGGCCUCAUCCGGCGAUGGCGAUUCCACGGUCGCCCACGUCGAGGAGGGCGAGACAGGCGAGGCGGGCGCAGAAUUUGCAGCGACGUAUCGGUCCAACAACAUCGGAGACGCAACGCGCCUGAUCGACGUCGUCCGAGGCGCAGUGGGCACGAAUCAGGUGACGGCCAAGUCGCCGGAGCUCAUGGCAAUGAUGCGGCAGCUCUGUCGAUUCCAGCAAUCGGCGCUCUGCUCAACGGCCGAGCUCGAGGCCAUCGCGAUUCCCGAACAAGGGUUGAGGUGCAUAAGCAUGCCAGGGCGGGUAUUUUCCGGGGCCGCACUACCGCCGCAGGAUCAGGUCAAGGCUAUCAAGUCGCAGCAGAUAAGUGCGUCGAGGAAAGGAGAGAAUGAUCCAAGGCGUACAAACCACAGUCGCAGUCCGGGAAAGCGAUCGCCGAGCUGCGUUGCGGAGGGUGAUGACCGGCUUCGGGAGGACGACGUCGAAAUGACGACAGCCGACUCCGACGAGACGGCUAGCGACGCAGAAGCGGGAAUGCGCGUCCAGCUUGGCCCAUCGACCUCCUUCUUCGCGGCGGGCAAGGAGUUGUCGACACGGCUAACGCUGAACAAGAGGCAGUCGAUCGCUUUCCUAAUAAUAUGCCGCCAGCUCGAUUUGAUGCGACAAACGAAUAGGGGCGAUGCCGGCCAGCUCUGCCAGUUCGUCGGCGGCGAGGGGGGCACCGGCAAGUCGCGGAUCAUUGGGGCACUCGUCGAGCUGUUCAGUGGGAAGAGCCUUUCGAAUCGUCUGCUGAUCACGGCGACGUCAGGGACUGCCGCGGCGCAGAUCAACGGCAUCACGAUCCACCCGCCUGCGGGUUCACUAAAGACCAAGGGCGGGCGGCGCGAACACAGCCAAGGACCUUGA